Molecule: messenger RNA, 2023 nt
Organism: Clunio marinus
Lineage: Eukaryota; Metazoa; Arthropoda; Insecta; Diptera; Chironomidae
Source: the annotation of a GenBank genome assembly
GCAUUCGUUUUACACAAUGAGAAAUUAAGAUAAUUAGAAAAGUAAAUACGAAAAUUAAACUCACACACGAAUUUUGGAUUUUCAUUGAAAAUUGUGAAUGUCUACCUGGGAUCUACACGAUGUCUACUUUCAUUUUGUUUAUGCUUUUGCAUCUUUGAGCGAAGUUUAAUAUUUUAAAAUCAACUUUAAUUAAUUCUACUGUUUUAUAAAAACAUAAUGAACCAAGAAAAUGCUGUAUCAGACAGCUGGGAAGAUAUUGACGAGACUGAGCUCGAAAAGAGAUUAGACCAAGAGAAACAAGAAAGAACUAGAAAAGAACAAGAAAUGACUACAGCAAAGCAGAAUAGUUUAUCAUUACUUUCAAAUGGCGGAGAUGAUUUUAAACCAAGAAUUCUUCAGCGACCUAAACCUACUGUCACGAUUUUAAAACGUCCCGACUCAUCACCAGCCUUAUCUUCCGCAUCACAAAAUCAAAAGCCUCAAAUAAAAACACUUGAACAGAGAGAGAAAGAAUAUGCUGAGGCAAGAUUAAGGAUUCUCGGAUCAGCAGCUUCAAGUGAGUCUUCCUUGGAGCAAAAUAAACAAUUUAUUGCAAACCCAAAACUCUCUCCGUCUUCAUCGUCAAAUUUUCUUCCUGCUCAAUCUCAUCAACAGCAAAAAAGCCCUGAAAAUAUCAUACGACUUCCUAAGGGGCCGUCAUUGGGACAAGGCUUUAACAUAAGACGAUAGCAACGUGAUUCAAAUGUCAAAUCAGUUAUGUAACCUUAUCUGCUUAUUAUUGCUUUCAUUUUCAAUAAAUCAACCUGUGGAUUUAUGACAUUACAUUAGUCGGCAACUUCAACUGUAAAUAUUCUUUAUUGAGGACAAACAAACAUAAAAAUGAAGGUGCAAAGUCAUGAACGGAACACAAGAUACUGUUAUUUUAGUUUUUAAUUAAUUUAUGUAAUUUUCAAUUAAACAGCGAGAUGAAUAUUCUGAAAUAUUAUACAAUUUAAGAGGUCAUUUGAAGAGAAAGUUUUGUAUGUUCGUUUCGAACUGAUUUGAAUAGAUAAUUUAUUUUGUAGAUUUAAACAAGGUAUAAAAAGUGAAUGCUGCAAAGCGCGUUAGGGGCAUGAUUUAAAUAGUUUCGUUAACCUUUAUUUCUUAUAAUUUUCUUUUGAGUUGUGUCAUUAAUAAAACUGUUUAUUUCAUACUUUCGGUUUCUUAAGUGUACCAAAAGCUGAGAUGACAGUCGUUUUCCCAGAUGUUGACGAAGAUGAUGUUGUAAUGGAUGAAGUUACACUAACUGGAGCUUGCUGAUCCCAUUUUGAUUUUCUUUUUGUCGAUUCUUUCACAAUCACUUCGGUUUUUAUGUUUUCUUUCUUUUGCUUUUCUAAUUUGUCCAUUUCUUGCUUUUGUGCUUUUGCAAGUUCUUCAUAGUAAGAUUCUGGUCCGUAUAUAGAAACAUCAUAAAUUUCAGGAGGAAAGUUUGUCCCUAGCUCAUUUAAGUCAAAAAAUUGAAUGAGCUUAUCAUAAAUACUCGGAUUACGAAAUUCUUUCUUCUCCUGAAUAUAUUGGUUGAGAUCAAAUUCUGAAUUCUUGAUCUUUUGAUAGAUGUUUGAUAUCGUUUCUUGAAGUUUUGGAUCUGAUUUUGUCUUAGGCUCCGGAGGUAAAUGAAAUCCAUAUUUCUUGAAAUAUUUGGCAAAUUUAUCUCCUCCAUCUUCUUCCUCUUCGGUUUCAUUAUCUUUCUCAGGUGGAAUCUCUUCUGAUGUAUUAAGCUCAUCAUCAGAUGCAUCUUCAUGAGCUUCAUUGUCAUUAUAACUCACUAAACGACGAGGAUGCUUUGAACUUUUCUUUGGCUGGAUUAUUAUUUCUGCUUUUAUUUGUUUCUCUUCAGGAUCUAAUCUUGAAACAUCGUCUUCAUGAUUAUCCUCAUUCUCUGAGUCUGUGUAGGUUUCUGUUAAUGAAGCGAGAGCUGAAUUCAUCUUCUUUGCCUUUUGCUACGAAGAGAUAUUAAAUGUGAUUUGUUUUAUUAUUUAUUUUC